This is a messenger RNA of Angiostrongylus costaricensis, 450 nucleotides long. NCBI's taxonomy places the organism in Eukaryota, Metazoa, Nematoda, Chromadorea, Rhabditida, Metastrongylidae. The record is from the annotation of a GenBank genome assembly.
AUGGCUUCUCGGCCUUUUUCUUCAAUCAAACUGGAACUCACGGAUCAGCAGUAUCUUAUGAGGCUUGACACGAAAUUUUGCCAAGUUCUCACUCUCGCACUCGUUCGAUUUUCGUGUUCUGUGAAAUUCCAAUUGUUUUACCACUCAAUAUUGGCUGUUUUCAAGGCUGCUGGUCCUGUUCAAGGACCCACUCCUCUCUCCGUGGAACCGUGCAGUAAUUACAAGUCAGGAAUUUUCACGUUAGCAGUUCGUUUGCCAACUGGAGGCCGUACGACCACGCCUAAUGGCACAUCAGGGCUUGCAGUGGCUUCAGCGUUGUGUCUGCUGACAUCUGCUCAAUUGGGUGUGUUGCAAGCCCCACCGGAUAACUCAGAAAGUCGAAACAAUCGUAAGACAACACUUUUUAGGUAUAUUCCUUUCCUCCGUACACGAGGAAAUCACUCCACUUAG